GCUCCCAGAAUGCACCGCGGUAUUAUCAUGGCGGCUUUCAUAACAGUCUUGUCUGUCUCUUAGUGCGGCUGUCUCUUAUAUACCGGUCGUUACUUUGAUUAGAGGCUCCUGUCGGAAAUUUAACGCUGAAUUGAGCUCGAAUGCAGAUUAAACACAAUGCCCAAAUACUACGAGGAUAAGGAGGAGGAUGAUCGCGCAUGCGCCGGAGUCAGAGAGGACUUUAAAGCCUGUCUGCUCCAGCAUGACUGCGUGGUGAAGGAAGGCAAGAAGCCCAGUGAAUGUCUGAAGGAGGGCCACUGCAAACACUUGCAGGUUUCUUUCUUUGAAUGCAAAAGAUCAAUGCUGGACACAAGAUCUCGAUUCAGAGGAAGAAAAGGCUACUAAUUGAAUCACUGCAGUAAUUUUGUUUGGCGCCAGACUGUGCCAGAGGAAGAACUGGAUUUGAACUGUGGGACUAUUCUUCUAAAUGUAAAUAAUAAAUUUGUUUGUGUGUCA
Messenger RNA from Astyanax mexicanus (Mexican tetra), 495 nucleotides. RefSeq names its product cytochrome c oxidase assembly factor 5. Lineage: Eukaryota; Metazoa; Chordata; Actinopteri; Characiformes; Acestrorhamphidae. Gene Ontology annotation, cellular component: mitochondrion. The record is from RefSeq and is a predicted model, not a curated record. The coding region runs from base 157 to 384 and encodes 75 amino acids. The transcript is spliced from 3 exons. Gene Ontology annotation, biological process: mitochondrial respiratory chain complex IV assembly.